UUUUUUUUUAAAAAAAAAUUACAUAUCAUAUAUGUAUAUAAUUUCAUAAUAUGUCUCUUAGUAACAACUGUAUAUCUGAACCUAGUAGUAGUAGUAAUAGUAAUAAAUCAAAUAAAGAAUCUUUCAUAUCCGACCCAUAUACUGGUCAAUAUCCAGCUCCUACUCCUUUACCAACCGAAAAUAGGUCUUUUAAAGAAAAUCAUAGUCAGUCACUACCAAGGGAGCCAUUUUAUCUAAUUGAUAAAUCUUUAUCAAAUCAACAAAAUCGCCCCUCAUUUUCAUCAUCCUCUCAUAAAGGGCACUCCUUUUACGAUAAUGAAGAAGGCAAUCAUAAAGUAGUGCAUACUGAUAAUCCUUCUGCUACAGCUAGCUCUUCGAGGAAUCAUUCAUUCCGUGACCCUUCUUGUCAAGAGGAAAUUGAUUGUCAUGAUUUUAAAACAAGAAAGGGCUAUAUCACGAACAAUACCAGUGAUUACUAUGAUCCAGACGCUAUUCAUUUGCGAGAAUAUCUUUAUGCUGAAAGAGAAGAAAAAUUACGGAGAGAGCAAGAGCUAGAAGAGAUAUUAAUUGAAAGACAAAAGCAACAGUCAUAUAACAAAAGAAAUUCAAUAGCUACUCCAAAUGAUAAUAAUACCACUCAUCAAAAACAGCAAUAUCAUUACUUAAGACAAGAAGAAAAAGAACCAUUUUAUAAUGAUAGUAAUUAUCAAGUUUACAACAAUGAUAGAAUAGCUUUAUAUCAUAGUACAGCCUCUUCUCCUCCUGCUACUGCUUUAAUUGCACCACCACCACCACCACCACCCUCUUUUUUACCACCACUUUCUAUUCUACUUAAUCCUAACUUGAAUACUCAACCGCCGCCAUCUGCUUCUAGUUUAUUUAAUACAUCACCAUUCGCUUUAUCUUCUCCAUUUAGACCACUACAGCAUCCCCCUACUCAGCAAGGGAGCCAUUCAUCCUUCUUUCAUACCAUUAUGCCAACACUACCCCCUUUACCGCCAGGUAUAUUAAUGGAUAAUAAAUAUGCAACAAACAGCAGCUGGAGAAGAAAAAGAGGUGAAGGUUGUUGUUGUUUCGGAAUUACCUUUUGUUCUUGUCUUUGGACCAUUAUCCUUCUUGUUAUUUUAUUAGGAGGGAUAGCUUUGAUUAUAAUUUCUCAAAUUAUGGAAAACUUUAAAUGUACUGUAUUAGAAUAUAAAGAUGCAAACCCAAUAUUAUGUAAGCAAAUAUUUUAUGAUGGGUUUUUAUAUGGUGGCAUAGCAAUUGCAGGGUCAGCGACUAUUAUUCUUAUUUGGAGAAUUAUUAGAUGGUCCUGUGGUAAUAAAUAGAAUGUAUACACAUAUAUAAAUACAUAUAACAUCUAUUCUCUAAAACUUGAUAUUAUCUUUACUAUUAAUUAAAA
This is a messenger RNA of Cokeromyces recurvatus, 1402 nucleotides long. RefSeq lists its product as uncharacterized. The record is from RefSeq and is a predicted model, not a curated record. Bases 51 to 1328 code for a protein of 425 amino acids. Lineage: Eukaryota; Fungi; Mucoromycota; Mucoromycetes; Mucorales; Mucoraceae. The transcript has a single exon.